Ilex paraguariensis (yerba mate) is the source of this 615-nucleotide messenger RNA. The record is from the annotation of a GenBank genome assembly. Lineage: Eukaryota; Viridiplantae; Streptophyta; Magnoliopsida; Aquifoliales; Aquifoliaceae.
AUGCGAGAGAGACUUGGAGAUCGGCUUCCAGAUUUCUCACAAAAAGAUAAAGAGUUGCUUAGGAUGUCAAUAGACUUUGUUGGGCUGAAUCAUUAUACAACAAGGUUUGUUGCUCAUGCAACGGCAAAUCGCAUAGGCCAUGCUUUUUAUAGAGUCCAAGAGGCUGAGAGAAUUGCUGAGUGGGAAGGAGGGGAAGUGAUCGGGGAGAAGGCAGCAUCACCUUGGCUUUUCAUUGUUCCUUGGGGAAUUCGGAAAAUUCUAAAUUACAUUGCGCAGAGAUACAACAAUCCCCCAAUAUAUGUAACUGAGAAUGGUAUGGAUGACGAAGACAAAGGGAGUUCCUCAAUCUCCGAGAUGCUAGAUGACAAAAAAAGAGUCAGUUACUUUAAGGGAUACCUUGCUGCUGUUGCCCAGGCAAUUAAGGAUGGAACUGAUGUGAGGGGUUACUUUGCAUGGUCAUUAAUGGACAACUUUGAAUGGCAGCUAGGUUAUACCAAGCGUUUUGGUUUGAUUUAUGUGGACUACAAUAAUGGGCUUUCGCGGCACCUAAAAUCUUCUGCUUAUUGGUUCUUGCGGCUCUUAAGAGAAGAAGGGAAAUGUGGCAAAGAUGACUAG